Molecule: messenger RNA, 2141 nt
Organism: Temnothorax curvispinosus
Lineage: Eukaryota; Metazoa; Arthropoda; Insecta; Hymenoptera; Formicidae
Product: protein ALP1-like
Exons: 4
Coding region: 1466-2119 (217 amino acids)
Source: RefSeq, a predicted model, not a curated record
UUUGGGUUCCUCGUGUUUCGGCUUUUUGGCUGGUGUGGGUUGAUCUUCAUCGCUGCUUUCGCUGAAACCCGACUGACAUGCUGGUUUUGUAGCACUAAUCGUGUCCGGAGGCGUUGAUAUCAUCUUGUCUACAUCUUGACGGCCAACAAGAUCAUCCGGCCUUUCCCAAACUGAUAUCCUCGAAGGAUUGUAAAAAAAUACCCGUCCGUCUCCAGUCCAAACACACCUUCACAUACAAAUAUAUGCGCUAGCAUCAGGCGGUGUGGCAUCCCAAAGGGUUCUGCUCCGAUUUACGUUGCAAUCGGAUUACCAAACUGAUUUGGCAUUCUGUGCUGCAUAGGGAUCAUAUUUGGCGGCGAUUGCAUUAUGUUCGUAUUCACUGCCGGUGUAUUUAUCGGUGGCAUAUUGGUAAUUGUCGUAGGUGCUGUAAUUUCUCCAGUCUUCCAUCACAAACAUAAAUUUCCGUACUUCAGUUUUUUUUUAGCCUCGUAUUACAUGGAAAUUUUUGUUUUUUUUUUUGUAAAAGUGUGUAGUAUCUUGAAAAGCGUCAAAGUGUACUGCCACGUAAGUUGAAAUACAGUAUCACUUAAUUGUUUGUAUAAUUACUACUUCAUCAUAGAACACGCGAAAGUAUAUACUAUAUUUUUGUAUAUAUGUGCUAUACAUGUACUACAUUUUUUUAGUGGUACAAACAUGGAUAUGGGAGUUAUUGCAUCUUCUGUAGUGGCUUUGGCAUAUCAGAUGAGAAAAGUCAUUGACGAGGUAUUUUAUGACAAUGACGAUGACGACGACGAAAGCGAUGAUGAGAUUGAGAUAAUGCUUGCAACGGUGAUGCACGAAGAAAAAGAAGUGGGUCCGAAGCCAGCACGAUGCCAAAAUUUUGUUGAACUCGUCGUGCCAAGAUUUACUUUUAAACAGUUCCAAGAGAACUUUCGUAUGUCUGCGCCAGCAUUUGAAAGAUUGUUAACUGUCAUUGCUCCUCUUUUGGAAAAUCGCACAGGAACUGGCAGACCGACAACAAAAAUCGAAAAACAGCUAUUAGCUGUUGUGUGGUUGCUCGCAACGCCCGAUUGUUUUAGGUAAGCAGAAAAGUUGAAUUACAUAAUUUUUUAGCCUUGUCUCCUAUAUUGUCAUUUUUUCUCCGAUCCUGUCGUAUAUAUUGUUAAUAUUAUACCUCACGUUUAACUUCAUAAUUCUCGAUCUCAUAACAGGCUGAAAGUUAUAAUGCACAUAUUUCUUUUGCAGAUCUAUCGGAAUGAAGUUCGAUAUGUCAAAAUCAACCCUUCAUUCCUGCUUUCGAAGAGUAAGGGCUCAGUCACAAUGAGAAAAAUAAGGAAUAAGAUAAAGGAAUAAGGAAUAAGGGAAUGUCGCAUCUCACUUCAGUACAUGUACAUUAAAACUCAUUACUUGGCCUACAGGCGAAAAGUUAGAAAGGACUGUUCAGAAGUUUACCGAUAUUGCUGGUAUGGCGGGAGUGAUUGGUGCAAUAGACGGUUGUUACGUUCCCAUUGAUGCACCUCAAGUUGAUGCACAAUAUUAUCGAACCAGAAAAUGUGAGUACGCAAUAACCCUUCAAGCGGUAUGUGAUCCUGAGUUGCGAUUCACCGACGUAUUUGCUGGCUAUCCUGGGUCUGUGGGAGAUCUCCGAGUAUUUCGGAAUUCUCCAUUAUACAGAGAUACUGAGGCAAACGUUCAAAAUUUUUUCCCCAAUGGUGAAUAUAUAAUUGGAGAUAAGGCCUAUAAUCCUCCUUUGCCUUGGUGUAUUUCACCAUAUAAAAAUAUAGGACACCUAACUGCUAUACAAAUCUCGUUUAAUACCAUUCUAAGUAAAACGAGACAAACAAUUGAAAGAACUUUUGGAUUACUGAAAGGACGCUUUCGACGCUUAAGACAUCUCUCCAUGGUCUGCUACGAAGAAAUCCCAGACACCAUACUGGCAUGCUGUGUUCUACACAAUAUAUGUCUACAGCAGGAGGAUGAUUUCCUCGAGCUGUAUAUUGAAGAAGGAUUGCCUUUUGUUUAUGGGAACGAAGGUGACGAAAUAGGGCAGUAUGAGCCUGCAGGAGAAACAGGCGGCGCGAAACGUGAUCGUCUGGCUGCUGCAUUAGCAAACCAUUGAUGUAUAAGUAAGUAAUUUCCGA